Messenger RNA from Penicillium coprophilum, 1179 nucleotides. Its product is annotated as IST1 family protein. The transcript has a single exon. The coding region runs from base 1 to 1179 and encodes 392 amino acids. Lineage: Eukaryota; Fungi; Ascomycota; Eurotiomycetes; Eurotiales; Aspergillaceae. Gene Ontology annotation, biological process: protein transport. The record is from RefSeq and is a predicted model, not a curated record.
AUGGAAUCAAAGACCAGACUAGUCUCAACCCUCCGCCUGCUCAUACCCCGUCUUCGCCUCCUACAAAAGAAAGACACAGCCUCCUCAGUCGUCCAACGCCGCGAACUCUCCCAACUCCUCAGCGAAGGCCGCGAUGCAUCAGCGCGCAUCCGAGUCGAAAAUGUCAUCGCAACAGAUAUCGCAGUUGAGGUAAUGGAGAUGGUCGAACUGUACUGUGAGUUGCUGCUGGCGCGCGCAAAUGUGUUGGAUCAGUUGGCCUUCAGCGACCAGGGUACCCGCGCCAGACUUCGCGCCAAGGAAUUGCUCAAGAAGCGCACCCAGGAACAAGCUGGAGCUACCACAUCCAUUACCGCAGGUGCCAAGGGCGCUGGGGAAAACACUGGUUCGCGAUUCGGGUUCUCUUGGCUGGGAGGAGGAGCGCAAAAGAAGGAGGCUGAGCGGGCUGCGCCGAUUACAGCUGGUGGUGCGGAUGACUCUGGUGAUGGACUUGCGGAUGAGGAUAACCCAUACAUGGAUACUGCGAUCGACGAGGCGGCUACUGUUGUGUUCUAUGCGUGGCACCGCUUUCCGCACGAGGUGCGCGAAUUCACCAUGCUUCGCACCAUGCUGGGCGAGCGAUAUGGCAAGGAGUUUAUGACCCUGGCGCAAGAUAAUAAGCUCGAUACUGUCAAGGUUCCUGAUCGACUUCUCAGAGGCUUGCGUGUGCGCCCGCCAGGACAGGAACUUGUUGACAGUUACCUUCGAGAGAUUGCCAAAGCAUACGGCGUUGAAGGUUAUGAAGCCGAAGAAGAGCUGGGAAGUGCGCCAGAAUUUGUGGAUGACCUUGGUGAUGGUGAUGGCGACGCAGAAGAGCCCCAAUUACCGCAAACUCCUAGCAAGCAGCAAGGAGACUCAGCGUCGAGGCCGAACCUCUCUGAAGCAAGACGUGCCUCGGAGACUAGUGAAUUGACUAAAGCUACGCCUCCACGUGGACUCGCUGCGGGCCGAAGUCCUGUCAGCGUUGCACCGCCAGCUCCUAGAACAGACAAUCCUCAUCCCAGAGUCAAGCUUCCCGGUGCAGAGGGGAAGUCCGCUGCCAUCUCGAAGGAGAAUGGCUCUAAGAACAAGAGUAACAACAGUGGGAUACCCGAGCUGGAUGAACUGACACGGAGAUUUGCGGAUUUGACAAGGAGACCAUGA